GAUAUUGACAGUACUUGUGGUUCGUAUUUCUUACAGGAGGAUCUUGGGUGCAAAGAUUUUAAACUUGACUAGUCGUUCUUCGCUUAUAUCAAUUUAGUAGUUGUGCCAUUAUAGCUGCUGGUUAUCUGUUCCUAUCAUCAACCUUGCCAUAGACGAUUUGAUCCCAGAACUGUACAUGGUGUCAUCUAUUCUUAAUACACCGUCCAUUCAUUUAUGCUUUGUCAAUUAUUUUGUCUAAUUCGUUUUCCAUUUCUUUCAGUGUAUUCAUUACGCCGAACCACAACCACAAGCAUAUGGUAUAAGAUCAUACUCAUAUAAAUCUAGCCACAUAUCUUGCAUUUGGAUCAGUUCUACUAAAAAGUCAUGCAGAUGUUAACAUCAGAUUUUGGGGGAUGUUUAAUGCGAAAACACUAGCACAAAUGACACUCUCUUGGUUCCCAACUGCAGUAAAUAAAUCAUUUAUUACACAUAUCUGGGUGUGCUCUGCUCUGUGCAGAAUUCUUGGCCAUUGAUUCACAUAUAUAUCAAAUGUACAUGUUAUUUAUCCUCAAAUCACUACAUAGAAAGAUUUUUGGAGUUUGGGGCAUAGCUUACGAGUUACAAAUUUGCAAGGAAGAAUAAAUCUCUUCUAGUCGGGCAAGAGAAAGCCUCUAUGCUAGGGAGGCGAAGUUCUGUAUCUGCAGAUAAGCAUAACCGCUGUAUGAUUGUUCCAUCUACAGUUAAUAUGGUUGCAGAAGCUAUAGAAAGAAAAGACACUUACUGGUUUGUUCGGACAAAAGUACCAAGCAAUCUGGUUGUACAAAUUGGAAAGAAGCGAAAAUUCCACCUGCAUAUUCUUCCUAUGAUCUCAAGAAGUGCCUAUCUGAAUAGAAUUGUGUUUGAGAAGAAAAAUGCUGGCAUGAGCAUUAACAACUUACAUGUCGAACUGAAUAACCUUCCGGGUGGAGCUGAGGUAUUCGAGCUGAUAGUGAAGUUCUGUUAUGGUUGGAAAGUAGAGCUAACAGCUAAUAAUGCUGCACCAUUAUACUGUGCUGCAAAGUUCUUGGAAAUGGUUGAUGAUCUAGAGACUGGUAACCUCAUUUCCAGGACCGAAACUUUCUUAAGCUUCAUAAUAUUUUCUUCCUGGAAAGACACAUUCCAAGUUCUGAAAACCUGUGAAACAAUUUCUUCAUAUGCCAGAGAUUUGCAGAUCCAGAGAAGGUGCUCUGAGGCGAUUGCUUGGAAAGUUUGUACAAAUCCAACUGCAAUCUCUCUUGGCGAUGAUGAAUCACAAUGCUUCAAUUUUUGGGUGGAAAAUCACACUGAUUUUUCAUAUGAGAAAAAAAUAGCAGAGAAUUGGUGGUUUGAAGAUGUUUCAUUGCUUAGAAUUGAUCAUUUCAUUGAAGUAAUGACUUUCAUUAGAAAGAAAGGAGUUAAACCCGAGGUUUUGGGGUCCUGCAUAGCCUACUGGACUGCUAAAUGGCUGUCGAGAAUCUCAUUUGGGGUUCGGAUACCAACCCACAAAAGCAUAAACCAUCAAGUAAGAAGGGUGAUUGUUGAGAGCUUAAUUCGGAUAAUACCUGUUGAGGAAAACUCAGUACCUAGCAAUUUCUUGCUUCAUCUUUUGAAGCUUGGUUUGAUGAUGAAAAUCGAUGCCAGUUUAUUGUCUAAUCUGGAGAAAAGAAUCGCCUCAACCUUGGAGAACUGUCAACCAGUAGACCUCUUGGUUAAAAAUUAUGGAGAAAGUGAGACUUUGUAUGAUGUUAACAUUGUAGCAAGGAUAGUGGAUGCUUAUGUUUCACUUGCUUCUAGAAAUUCUGCGUCGAAGAUCUUUGUAGUUGCAAGGCUAGUGGAUGGCUUUCUGGCACUUAUAGCAAGGGACAAGACUCUUCCAGUUGAUGAUUUUCGAAUGCUUGCAGAAUUAUUCCCAAAGAAUGUUAGAUACUCUGAUGACAAUCUCUACAGAGCUAUAGAUAGAUACCUCAAGGCACACCCAAACUUGUCUGAGGAGGAGAGGGAAGGGGUAUGCAGAGUCAUGGAGUACCAUAAGCUAUCACAAGAAGCACGUGAGCACGCGAUGAAGAAUGAUAGGCUGCCAUUGAAUAUGAACGCACAAUUUAUGCUUCUUCAGCAAGUGAACAUGGUGAAGUCAAUGGUAAACGAAGGGUCAAUGUACAGAAGAACAAGUGCACAGAUGAUUAUCAGCAAGCAAAGCGAAUGCUUCAAGGUUCAAAAACAGAUGAAGAUUAUGAAACAAGAGGUUGAAAACUUGAAGAAUGAGUUGAAUAAGGUGCAGCUAUGUAGAGUAUAUAUAAAAAAACUCGCUAGGAAAUUGUAAGUUGAAAAUAAGGCUAAAUUUCUGUUUGUGGUACUCUGAUCUGUCUUUAAGCACCAACAUAACGUGAUAAUUCAACUUUAAACGUUUUGUCUAAUAAAGGUGUGUGUGCUAAUGCAUUGGUAAAAA
This is a messenger RNA of Chenopodium quinoa (quinoa), 2443 nucleotides long. RefSeq names its product root phototropism protein 3-like. Bases 653 to 2317 code for a protein of 554 amino acids. NCBI's taxonomy places the organism in Eukaryota, Viridiplantae, Streptophyta, Magnoliopsida, Caryophyllales, Amaranthaceae. Gene Ontology annotation, molecular function: protein binding. The transcript is spliced from 4 exons. The record is from RefSeq and is a predicted model, not a curated record.